Messenger RNA from Topomyia yanbarensis, 455 nucleotides. RefSeq names its product histone H4. The transcript has a single exon. The coding region runs from base 41 to 352 and encodes 103 amino acids. Gene Ontology annotation, molecular function: structural constituent of chromatin; protein heterodimerization activity; DNA binding. The record is from RefSeq and is a predicted model, not a curated record. Lineage: Eukaryota; Metazoa; Arthropoda; Insecta; Diptera; Culicidae. Gene Ontology annotation, cellular component: nucleosome. Gene Ontology annotation, biological process: nucleosome assembly.
CGCUUCGAAGUAUAACAACUUUUCACUCUGCUAUACAAAAAUGACUGGCCGCGGCAAAGGAGGUAAAGGACUUGGCAAAGGAGGCGCCAAGCGGCAUCGUAAGGUUCUUCGUGAUAACAUCCAGGGAAUCACAAAACCAGCCAUUCGUCGUCUGGCUCGUCGUGGAGGAGUGAAGCGCAUCUCUGGAUUGAUCUACGAAGAAACUCGUGGCGUGCUGAAGGUGUUCCUGGAAAACGUUAUCCGUGAUGCUGUGACCUACACUGAACAUGCCAAGCGAAAGACCGUCACCGCGAUGGAUGUCGUCUAUGCGCUGAAACGCCAGGGACGCACGCUGUACGGUUUUGGAGGUUAAAUAUAAUCCAUGACGGAAGUAAUCAAUACAAAAGGCCCUUUUCAGGGCCGCCAAACGCAAAGUUUAGAGUUAUUCUGAAAUUUCCUUACGUUUUUUCCUAAAA